Owenia fusiformis is the source of this 844-nucleotide messenger RNA. Lineage: Eukaryota; Metazoa; Annelida; Polychaeta; Sabellida; Oweniidae. The record is from the annotation of a GenBank genome assembly.
GGAAAUCAGGAAUACCCAUAUCACCUGUGAAUAUAAAAAUGUCAGGAAUAACAAAAAACGAAAGUUGGGAAUACGGUUUGGAAAUCAGCAAUUCGAGCAAUUCGACCGAUUUCGCUAAUUUUUCUGGCACAAGGGAAUACCUCCAGUGGAUGGACCACGGAGCUUUGAAAAGACAACUUGGAAUUUCGAUAGCACUUUGUUCAAUAUCAGUCAUCACAAAUACGAUUUCAAUCGGCGCAAUUUGCCAUAUCCCUGGUAAAUGGAACAAUAACUUUAUACUUUUAAUAAACCUCGCCGUGUGUGACGCAAUGGGUGCGUUGGCAUAUCUAGUUGAUAUCCUGAGUAAGGUUUACAUUCGCUGGGCGGCGGGCACGGUAGACGACACAACUUAUUUGAUGACAGCUACACAUCUAACAUCUUUAGGUCACAUCUUUUUUGUAUUGUUCUAUUUAGCGGCUGCAUUGACAUUACUGGUGUUUGCAGUCCAUCGUUAUAUCGCUAUAUGUACGCCCGUCAGGUAUGUUUACGUAGCAACAUCGCAGAAAAUAUGGUUAUCUUUGGCUGGGGUAUGGCUGGUUGCGGGUGGUGUGUCGCUAUCAGGUACUUGCGUUUAUACCUUCAUUAACCACGGCACACACGACUAUUGUUUCAUAUGGAACUAUAUUUGGCCAGGGAUACUCCUUGUCAUAUGCUGCAGUAUCGUUGUUCUUUAUGUGGCCGUACUCAACAGAUUGAACGUACGAGCACGCAGGCUACGGAACGACUCUCAGAUAGAACAAAACUACCAAUGGUUCAAUACGACCCUGAUCUUAAUCAUGUCUCUCAUAGUAUCUAUCUUACCAUC